AUGCCUCGGGGUCAAAAGAGUAAGCACCGAACCCGUGAGAAACGCCGCCACACCCAAGAUGACUCCCAGAGUGACAGGAACAUUCAGGCCACUGCAGCAACAGAAGAAGAGCCCCCUUCCUCCUCUUCUCCUGUUUUGGAGGGUAACUCCCAGAGUUUAUCAGCUGUGGAGUCAAGUAGCACUUCCCACGGGUCUUGGAUGGCCUCAUCUACCAGCAUUAAUUCUCCAGGUAUUUUUGGUAGAAUAUCUCAUGAAGGUGACAAUAACCAGGGUGAGGAACGUCCACAUUCCUCCCAGGUCUUACUUUCUACUGGGAACUCAUGCAGUGACAUCCUAAAUAUAAAGGCGGAUUUAUUGGCACAGUACCUUCUGUACAAGUACAAAAUGAAACAGCCUAUUCUGAAAGAAGACAUGCUGAGGCUUGUCCAUCGAAACUAUGAGGACCAAUUUGCUGAGAUUCUCAAGAGAGCUUCUGAGCUCAUUGAGCUUGCAUUUGCAGUUGAAGUGAAGGAAGCUGACUCAACCAGUCACUCAUAUGACCUUGUCAGCAAACUGAAGCUCCCCAACAAUGGGAGGGUGCGAGGUGGCAUAGGGUUACCCAAGACUGGCCUCCUGAUGAAUAUCCUGGGUAUGAUCUUCAUAAAAGGAAAUCAUGUCACUGAGGAGGAGAUCUGGAAAUUUCUGAACAUGAUGCAAGUAUAUGCUGGGAGGAAGCACUACAUCUAUGGGGAGCCCAGGAAGCUCAUCACCAAAGAUUUGGUGAGGCUGCAAUACCUGGAGUACCGGCAGGUGCCCAACAGUGAUCCUCUACGCUAUGAAUUCCUGUGGGGCCCAAAAGCCCAUGCUGAAACCAGCAAGAUGGAAGUCCUGGAGUUCAUGGCAAAAAUCAAUGAUACCGUCCCUACCACUUUCCCAUUACAGUAUGAAGAAGCUUUGCAAGAUGAGGAAGAGAGAGCUCUAGCCAGAGUCGCAGCCAGGCCUGGCACUACUGGCCAUUGCCAAGCAUGUUCCAGGGUUGCAUCUAGCAGCUUCUCCCACCCCUAUUGA
Messenger RNA from Equus quagga, 1047 nucleotides. RefSeq names its product melanoma-associated antigen B5-like. Gene Ontology annotation, biological process: negative regulation of transcription by RNA polymerase II. Gene Ontology annotation, cellular component: nucleus. The transcript has a single exon. NCBI's taxonomy places the organism in Eukaryota, Metazoa, Chordata, Mammalia, Perissodactyla, Equidae. The coding region runs from base 1 to 1047 and encodes 348 amino acids. The record is from RefSeq and is a predicted model, not a curated record.